AGGAUGCAGCGGCUGCAGAGCUUCGGCAGCGCUAUGAGGAGGAGCAGGAGAGAAGCUUCGAGGAGCAAAGCGUCCUUGCUCUGGAGGACAGGAAAUCGGCGCUGCUUCGAGCCAUGACAUCAUCAGGCUCUGAAUCUGGAGGAGGCUCCGAUGAGGCCCUGCAGCGCCGUCUGCUGGCCCUUGAGCAGAACUUCACCUUGCCCCGCUCAGCGCUGGUGGUGCAGCUGAGCACAGCCAGAGCGGGGCUUAGCCAUUGUCAUGAGUCUCGCGCUUUUCUGAAAGCGGAUUGGCCAAUCAGGGAGCCGGACAGCCCCCGCCGUGAGGCCAGGUACCAGGUGUUCAGAGACCUGCGGGGGCGGGGCUUCUACCUGACACCUGCAGGAAAGUUUGGAGGAGACUUUCUGGUGUAUCCAGGUGCCUCGCUGCGUUUCCACGCCCACUUCAUCGAUUGCCUGACUCUAGAAGAGUCCAUCUGCAUGCUGGACGUCCUGUCUGUGGUCCGGCUGGGCUCCAACGUGAAGAAAACAGUUCUGCUGUUCCCAGCUCCGGAUGGACCGGUCCAGUACACGUCGUUACAGUGGAGCGGGAUGGUGUAGCGGGGGACCGGACCGCUUCCUGCUGCAAUCAGGAAAUGACCAGAACCUAAGAGGGGACUGUGCAUGUUCGAGUAACUAAGCAUUCCAUCAGAAUCCUGAACCCGAGGUUUUAGAAUGGACAGGAACAAGUUUGAAACCAGAAUUGGACCCGAAUGAGGCUAAGUUUCUGCUGAACCCCUUCAAAAACAAACAGAUUCUGAUAUCACAGACAUUAGGGCCUCUUUGGCCCCGGACUGGAAGCUGAGGCCCCUUAGCUGAUGUGGAGUGGAUCUGGGUGGAUUCUGCUACAGUUUCCUGUGUUCUAUCAUUAUAAGUCCCCUAAUGGUCUUUGGGCCCCUCCUAAACACCUUUUGGCCCCUCAGGUUCUAGACGUAGAGGUUAAAAGGCCUAAAUGCCUAAAACCUUUUGGGCCCUUAGAUUGUUUCCUUUAAUUGAAGCAGUGAAGGAGGAUCUUCAUCAGCAAGUUUCUG
Molecule: messenger RNA, 1066 nt
Organism: Cyprinodon tularosa
Lineage: Eukaryota; Metazoa; Chordata; Actinopteri; Cyprinodontiformes; Cyprinodontidae
Product: tRNA-splicing endonuclease subunit Sen34-like
Biological process (GO): tRNA-type intron splice site recognition and cleavage; tRNA splicing, via endonucleolytic cleavage and ligation
Molecular function (GO): tRNA-intron lyase activity; nucleic acid binding
Source: RefSeq, a predicted model, not a curated record